Helobdella robusta is the source of this 435-nucleotide messenger RNA. RefSeq lists its product as hypothetical. The transcript is spliced from 4 exons. The record is from RefSeq and is a predicted model, not a curated record. Lineage: Eukaryota; Metazoa; Annelida; Clitellata; Rhynchobdellida; Glossiphoniidae. The coding region runs from base 1 to 435 and encodes 144 amino acids.
AUGCGCCCCUUAGAAAUGGCGCCCCGAGCAACUGCCCAGGCUGUACCCCCUCGCCACACCACUGCAUAUCAUCCUCCUAAAUUUGUAAAAUCUCUUCAAAGUCAGCUAGCAAAAAUUGGUGAAUCUGUGGUUUUCCAGAUCGAAAUAACAUCUUCUACAACUGCUCCAACAUUAUCAUGGUUUAAAAACGACAAAAUGCUGACUGGAGACAAAAAUAUUUCGAUGUUUUCCGAUGCUACAAAACAUGGUUUAAAAAUUGCAAACGUAACCUCAGACGAUGGCGGUGUUUACAAAGUUGUAAUCAAAAACGAUUUUGGUCAACUCUCGUGCUCGGCCACAUUAGCUCUUGAUGAAGACACAGAAGAAUAUGAAAUUGAGGAAGAAGAGGAGGAGGAGGAGGAGGAAGAAGAAGAAGAAGAGGAGGAGGAUGAAUAA